Diceros bicornis minor is the source of this 3106-nucleotide messenger RNA. RefSeq names its product centromere protein N (gene CENPN). Gene Ontology annotation, biological process: CENP-A containing chromatin assembly; chromosome segregation. The transcript has 11 exons. The record is from RefSeq and is a predicted model, not a curated record. NCBI's taxonomy places the organism in Eukaryota, Metazoa, Chordata, Mammalia, Perissodactyla, Rhinocerotidae. Bases 1500 to 2519 code for a protein of 339 amino acids.
UUUUCCACCAGAAUUCUUUAGGAUAGCAUUCUGCCAGCUUUACCCAGAAUUAAGACUUCUGAGGCACUCUGAAAAUGCAAAAUCUCGGUGCCCUUCUACCCCCCAGUUUAAAUGGAUGGGGCCCUGGAAUCAGCAUUUUAGCAAGCCCACCCCACCCCCCAUCCCCCCCCGUUGUGAUGGGAGAAGUUGGCUCGAUAUUUCACUGACUCUUGGACAGUAAUCCUUCCCAGGUGGUUUAUCUCCUUAGGCACACUGCUCCGAGAGAGCAUCUAAUAGUUCAUUCCACAAGUGUUCAUCAUCUAGGGAUAUAGCUAUGAAUGACACAAACAUAGCUCCUAGUGGAGCUCAAUAAAAUACUGUAAAGCAGUAAAGUCAUCAAUAAGCAAGAUAAUUUCAGAUAGUUCUGUAAAGACAAGCAGUGGAAGGUGGGGAAUAAUUAUACAAUGGGUGGUCAGAAUAAGUCUCUCUAGUAGAAGCCAUCAAAGCUGAGACCUAAAUUACCACAAAAGCUGCCCAUGUGAAUAUGUGCAGGAAGAACCUUCUAGGCAUGGGUAACUGCAGGUACAAUGGCCCUUCCUUGGAAAGAUUGUUUUGUAUUAGAGGAACUAAAAGGCCAAAGUAGCUGGAGCUCAGAAAGCCUCAAGGAGAAAGUGGUAGAUGAUGGGGAAGGAGGCAAGAACGAAGCCACACAGGGCCUUGAAAGCCACGGUGAAGAUUUUAGUCUUGACGUUUAGGUAGGUUUGUCCUGUAUCUGGACAAGGAAAUAGAUCAGGCUCAAUUUUCAUGAUCCUGAUUCUGUUCUCUUGUUCUUAAUUCAGUUAUUUUUCUCUUGCUAAACCAUUCCUAAUAGUUCCUCUUUUUGUUUCAACUAUUGUUUUCAGUGUCUUUAAAAUAUAGUUAACUACCCAUAUCUUUUUGGAAGUGGUCAAUGGUAAUAAAUUAUAUGCAGUGUUCAACAAACACUUAAAUGGUAGAAAUAAGUCACAGCCAGGAUUCUUGUAGGGGGAUAUGCCUGUGUUUGUCCUCAGAAAUCCUGUAGUUGUGGUGGAAGCAGGUGAGAGUGACUGACUGCUGCCUCUUAUCUUAAACACGGACACCAGGGUCUGUAGGCUCUUUCCUAGAAGAUAGGCUGUUAAGGGAAUUUAAAGUCUGCAGAUAUCCUGCUUAAUCUUUGUUUAGAAAUCAUGCUUGCCUGCUUUUUUAUGUUCUCUAUUUUAAAAGAGAGAGAGAUGUCCAUCAGUGACCCCAAAUCAGGUAGCAGAGCUGAGAUCAGCUGUCACCCAUGGCCCCCAGCUUCUGCCCUGAGGAAAGUAAUAAAAGGGCUCAGAAUCCCCCCUCCCUAUGCCACAACUUGAAGACAGCCACUAAGUCAUGCUUCUGAAGAUCUUUGCCCUUGGCUGUUGCUGAAGGAGCCACACUAGAUUUGAAGCUCAAGACCUUUUGGACAGUUGAAGAAUCUUGCCUUCAGACCUGGGGCAGGAAAAGUGAGUGGCAAAGAGAUGGAUGAAACUGUUGCCGAGUUUUUCAAGAGGAUCAUCUUGAAAAUCCCAAUGAUUGAAAUGAUGACAAUCCUCAAAACCUGGGGUUUUCUGUCUGAAAAUCAACUGCAGACUGUAAACUUGCGGCAGAGAAAGGAAUCUCUUGUUCAGGACUUGGUUCUGCUUUGUGAGGAGAAGCGAGCAAGUCUCAAUGACGCAGCCCUUUUAGACAUUGUUUAUACUCAAUUUCAUCGGCACCAGAAGGUUUGGGAUGUUUUUCGGAUGAGUAAAGAACCAGGUGAAGACAGUGACCUUUUUGAUAUGGAACAAUUCAAAAGUUCAUUUAAGAAAAUUCUUCAGAGAGCAUUAAAAAAUGUGACAGUCAGCUUCAGAGACGCUGAGGAGAAUGCAGUAUGGAUUCGAAUUGCCUGGGGAACACAGUAUAGAAAGCCAAACCAGUACAAACCUACUUACGUGGUAUAUUAUUCCCAGACUCCAUAUGCCUUCACUUCUUCCUCCCGGCUGAGGAGCAAUAUACCCCUUCUGGGUCAGGCACUGACAGUUGCUAGCAAGCACCAUCAGAUUGUGAAAAUGGACCUCAGAAGCCGAUAUCUGGACUCUCUCAAGGCUAUUGUUUUUAAACAGUAUAAUCAGACCUUUGAAACUCACAACUCUACUACACCUCUACAAGAAAGAAGCCUUGGACUAGAUAUAAAUAUAGAUUCAAGGAUCAUCCAUGAAAACAGAAUAGAAAAAGAGAGAGUCCAAAGAGUGACUGAAGAAACUUUUGGACACUAUCCUCAACCACGACUAGAAUUUGCACAAUAUAAGCUUGAAACGAAAUUCAAAAGUGACUUAAAUGGGGGCAUCUUGGCCGAGAGAGAAGAACCCCUCCGGUGCCUAAUCAAGUUCUCUAGCCCAAAUCUUCUGGAAGCAUUGAAAUCCUUAGCACCAGCUGGUAUUGCAGAUGCACCGCUUUCUCCAUUGCUCACUUGCAUACCCAACAAGGGAAUGAACUAUUUUAAAAUUAGAGAUAAAUAAGAUGUAUGUGGUUUUUUAAGCAUAGCAGCUCCUUCACUAUAUUGCAUACACUGUCAGUUAACAGCUAGCUGAAUAGCUUCUGUCUAUAAACUUGUGUUUUAGAAAUUCUUAAUAUUGACAUUUUAGAAAUGUUCAAUAUAAUUUUUGGUGACUGAGUCUUUCCUCAUCCACUAUGUGUCCCCUCUCUCCCAUAUCCUGCAAAGCACAGCAGUUGUGGGUCUGUAAGAUGUUACAGGAUGUCCUUCUUCUCACUCACUCCUGUCUCUCCUCAGUCCUGGAGAGGUCUGGUUCCAAUUGCUGGUUUCCAGGGAUUUUCUCUUAAGCCUUGGAUCAUGGAAAGAAGCACCAAGGAACUAUACCCAACUCAAAACUUUCUAGGAGAAUCAUAAAAUUGGUCCAUCCAGAGGGUAGAGCUGGGUCCAUUAAGUAAUUAAUGUAGGAGGUAGCAUAUCACAUGAUCCCCGUUAUAUAAAAUAAUGGUUUUGUUGUAAAUAUGAUACUUUUCAUAGUCUGUUUUAUCAUAUGUAUGGCAUUCAAACUGACUAAUAUUAUACUGAUUUGUGAAUAAAGAUAUUUAAAAACUGGUA